Molecule: messenger RNA, 429 nt
Organism: Funneliformis geosporum
Lineage: Eukaryota; Fungi; Glomeromycota; Glomeromycetes; Glomerales; Glomeraceae
Source: the annotation of a GenBank genome assembly
AUGUCUACGUUAUUCCAUAUCAUUGCGAGGUUUGCUCGCCCUUCAUUACGUACUAUACGUACUCUCCAACCAAGAGCUCUUUCCUCAUUCACUUACACCACCAACCAUUCGGAUUCAGAAGUUGUUAAAACUAUGCUUAAUUUCCCAGACGUCGUCAUUCCUAAAUUCGAGAAACUUGAAAAUUUUCCGAAACAAUAUAUUUGUCCCGAAGUUAGUAAAGACAUGAUCGCUGAUGCAAGGUCACCCGAAUCUAGAACUGACUCAUUGGUAGCUUAUUUGCUUUAUAUUACUGAGUUUAAUCGUUGGCCCUUGAAGAUCGAUCAACAUGUUCCACAAGAACUAAAUAUUGUGGGUUUACCUUCUGUUGCAGCAAUUCCUGCUUUUCAAAUUAGUAAGAAAAAAGAUAGAGUGACUGUUGUAGUUUUAGAG